Molecule: messenger RNA, 555 nt
Organism: Gamsiella multidivaricata
Lineage: Eukaryota; Fungi; Mortierellomycota; Mortierellomycetes; Mortierellales; Mortierellaceae
Product: thioredoxin h
Exons: 2
Coding region: 95-409 (104 amino acids)
Molecular function (GO): protein-disulfide reductase activity
Source: RefSeq, a predicted model, not a curated record
UUUUUUUUCGCAUCGCACAAUCCAGCCCGAUUUUCUCCCCUCCCCCCAACCAACCAACAAACCACCAACAACCACCCUAUUAAUCUUAUUCACCAUGGUCAAAGAAAUCGACACCGCCGAAACAUUCAACGGGCUUAUUUCCUCUGGCAAGGUCAUUGUCGACUACCACGCUCAGUGGUGCGGACCCUGCAAGGUCAUUGGCCCCGUUUUCGAGGCUCAAUCCACAAAGUUCCCCGACAUCAACUUCGUCAAGGUUAAUGUUGACAACCUUGGGGACAUCAGCGCCAGCGCUGGUGUCCGAGCCAUGCCCACUUUCCAGACCUACAAGGACGGAGUCAAGAUCGGCGAGGUCUUGGGCGCCAACCAAAAGGCUCUGCUGGACUUGAUCCAGCAGCUCGCCGAUGCUUAAAUGCCCUGGCCUCUCCCUUUCCAAAUUUUGUGUUCAGCCUAGUCGUUGUCGUUUCCCAGGAUAAAAUAUCUUCUGGCUUUGAACCACCUUUGUUUUCAACAACGUGUUUUUUUCUUGUAAAUAAAAACAACCUGUCAAAAAGAAAA